Molecule: messenger RNA, 672 nt
Organism: Lachancea thermotolerans CBS 6340
Lineage: Eukaryota; Fungi; Ascomycota; Saccharomycetes; Saccharomycetales; Saccharomycetaceae
Product: KLTH0B10252p
Exons: 1
Coding region: 1-672 (223 amino acids)
Source: RefSeq, a predicted model, not a curated record
AUGAUGAGGGAAGAAAGAGUUGAGGAGUACUCACUGCAUGCAUCGCAAGAAGAUGACCAAAGCUUGACCCUUCCGCGCGAUAUAUAUCCUAACAAAUUUUUAUACCAGAUAAGUCGACAUAGAGCGCCCCUGUUCGCUACUAGCUUGGAGCUGGUUUUGUGCACUCUUUUGAUACGUUACUUUAUGAAAAAGAAUGACAGCUCAGCAAGAUUUGAAGCCGUGUCAAGUGUUGUAUCAUUUGGAUUACCUCUUGGACUGAGUUUAUUCUCUGGUAUGGUACACCUAGUCCACAAUUGUGGAAAGGCUCCAGUGAACAGAGUGCGCUUUAUGGAAGAAAUAAUAGCAGUAGAACCAGGAACUGAAACAAGAAAGUGGGACAGCAUAGCCGCUAGAUUGAACGCGAUUUUUUACUCUAAUAAUUCACUAGCGACUCCGCACUUUUUUUAUGAUGGAAAUGCAUGUUAUUUUUAUUUCAGGCUCCACUACGUGAGGCCUCUUUUUGAGAAGAAAGAAUCUAGUUACGCUUUUAGAGAGUUUCCUGAUGAGUUUAAGGCACUAAUUCACCAAGCUAUGGAGGCGUACAAAAAGGGACUUGACAAAGACUGGCAGCGCCUGCUCAACACCGGUUCUUCUCUAGGAAUCAGAGCGUCGACGUCUGAAAAAAUGACAUAA